UGUAAAUGUAUAUAACUGCUGUUCAUUCAGUGUGAAACAAACCACAUGAACAGCAGUUGCAAAAUGCUUGUAAAAAUAUCCUUCCCUAAUCUAUAUGUCUACAUCACUUCCUUUUCUAAGUUUGUACACUGCAAUACUAGAUAAAUGCUCUUAGCUGAGCAAUACAGGGCUCUACCGCUGUGAUGUUUGACUGACAUCAUGAUGUUUCUUAUCUGAAAUGCUGUUGUAGUUUUAAACCAGAUGUGACAGGGUGGGAACCCUUUGAAAAAUUCCACUUUUUGUCUUAUUUGUCCACAUGUAUAUAUUUAUUUUUUUAGGCAAAUGUGAGCUGUGCCUUUGUUUUAUUUUUUAUUUUGGGGUAUCUGUUAAUAGACAGAAAAGAAGGUAUCCGAACAUUUGCUAAGCAUUGUGUGUAUUAAUGCGGGUUUCCUUUAAAUGAUAAAAGAGCAAACAUGAAGGUUUAGCAUUUUAAUCCUCGGUUUUAGAGUCCACAGAUUUGGCCCACAUUCCGCCCCUCUGAUGUGCGUUAAUUAGCUAGACACGUCUAUUGGUUUGUGCCGAUUACAGCAGGUGCGUUUGUCUGUGCUCAUUGGCCACAUCGACGUAACAGAAAAAUACAUUUUAGGCCCCAAACGUCUCAGUGACAUUCAUGAGCGUCUCUCCCUCACUGCAGACCCGGCAGGUCCAGGCUUUAUCCAUCAGUACCAUGACUUGUGAAACCUCCGGGGACGCUGUGGCGCAGCCUGAGAAGUCUGAGGCCAAAGUGGAGAGGAGAGACGGCGUGUUUCGCUCUGUUGUGCGCAGCCUCCUCUGGCCUUUCAGCGUCGUUGUAAGGGCCUGCCGCGGAAUUGUGUGGGCGCCUCAGCAGAAAAGCCUUUCCUGUGCCGUGAUUUCCAGCCCGGCACGUCACAGCCUCACUGGCCAUAAGCGCCUCUCCCGGCUCACCCGGCUGGUGCUGCGGAUCCUACCCUUCUGGGCGCAGGCCGCCCUGGGCUACCCGGUGUCCCGCAGCAUUGGGCUUUUAUUGUCCCCAGAAGUCAGUGUCUCUCCUACUAAACCAUGUGGAAAAGGCAACAAGAGAAAAAUUGAUGAGCUUGAUGACGAUGAGGAGGAUGACCCAUUCUGGGUGGUUGCGCUUUCUGAGAAACUUCCAGAUGAUGACUCAAAUGAUCCUGACUAUGAGGCCACCGCAGAAGAGACAGACAGUGAGGAAUUUGCCUCAGAAAACGAUACAGAAAGUGAUCUUGAGAUUUCAGGAAGGGGUGUCGUUAUUGAGGAUGUGAACACGGAUGUUGCUGUGCCCAUGCCUUCUGAGGGGUCUACAGCUGUUUAAUCUUUUCAUAUGCUGUGAUUUUUUUGUAUAUAUAUAUUUGGUAAUUCAA
Molecule: messenger RNA, 1382 nt
Organism: Xiphophorus maculatus (southern platyfish)
Lineage: Eukaryota; Metazoa; Chordata; Actinopteri; Cyprinodontiformes; Poeciliidae
Gene: org
Exons: 6
Coding region: 650-1333 (227 amino acids)
Source: RefSeq, a predicted model, not a curated record